Fonsecaea erecta is the source of this 1509-nucleotide messenger RNA. RefSeq lists its product as hypothetical. The transcript has a single exon. Bases 1 to 1509 code for a protein of 502 amino acids. The record is from RefSeq and is a predicted model, not a curated record. NCBI's taxonomy places the organism in Eukaryota, Fungi, Ascomycota, Eurotiomycetes, Chaetothyriales, Herpotrichiellaceae. Gene Ontology annotation, molecular function: hydrolase activity, acting on carbon-nitrogen (but not peptide) bonds, in linear amidines.
AUGUUGUGCAGACUCAACCACACGCCGAGGCCUCACUGCGGCCAUAGUUUCUCGUUCUCAACCAGAGGGUUUGCGACGUCCAGGUGUCUGCUUCUCCGCACCACGGAGCUCGACGGUCCCAAACUGAGCGGUUUGAAGGUCAACUCUGCCCGUCUCUGGGACACGAUCCACUCCACAGCACAAUGGACCUCGGCCACGAAACCGAAGACAGGCGAUAUCAAGACUGAGGGCCUUUCGCGCCUGGCGCUCGGUGACGAGGACAAGUGCGCCCGUGACUGGUUCAUCGCCACCACCCAGUCCCUGGGAUGCAAGACCCACGUCGAUCAGAUGGGGAACAUCUUCGCCAUCAGACCGGGCCUGUCGUCGUCGUCCCGGUCUGCCAACAGGCCCGGCGCCCCCGCGACGUUCGCGGGCAGCCACUUGGACAGCCAACCGAGCGGUGGCCGCUUCGACGGCGUUUUAGGUGUCGCUGCGGGGAUCGAGAUGUUGAGGGUCCUCAAUGACAACUGGAUCGAGACAGAAGGCGAUGUGGGCGUAGUGAAUUGGACCAACGAAGAAGGCGCCAGGUUUCCGGUGAGCAUGAUGGGAAGCUCGGUCUGGUCCGGUCGUGUCGGCCUGGAGAAGGCCUGGGGCGUACGCAGCGUCAGUCCUGGACUGCCUCAGGCCACGGCCGGGGACGAGUUGAGGAGAAUUGGAUAUCUGGGAGAUGUCCCUUGUUACCGUGAUGGGAAGCCAGGCACGCCUUUAGGUGCACACUUUGAACUACAUAUCGAACAAGGACCGAAGCUCGAAAGGGCGAAGCAAAAGAUAGGGGUCGUCGAGGGUGUCCAAGCUUACAAGUGGUUCACCGUCACAAUAACAGGGAGGGAAUCGCAUUCCGGGACCACGGACUUCGAGAACCGCGCCGAUGCUCUCUAUUUUGCAGCGACAUUUCUUCACAAGGUCCGCAAGAUCGCCGAAAGCUUGAAGGGGCUCGCAACCGUGGGCAUCAUGAACGUCUCUCCGGGGAGCAUCAACACCGUUCCCGGUCAGGUUGAGAUGAGCUUGGACCUGAGAAAUCCUCUUGAUAGGGGCUUGAAGAGGAUGGUCAAGAAGGUCGAGGACUUCAUUCAGUUGGUCAACGAGGGUGACCACACAGACUCAGAGAAGGUCUCCAGGCUAAAGGACAAUCCGCUCACGAAGAUCCGUGUGGAGAUGAAGGAAGACUUUUCGAGCGACGCCAUCACCUUCAAUCCCGAGGCUAUCCAGUGUAUCGAAGAGAGCGCGCUGGCUGUCUUGGGAGGCGAUACGACGAAGCUCCAGAGGAUGCUGAGCGGUGCAGGGCACGACAGCGUGUGUACCAACGUGCACUGUCCUACAGGAAUGAUCUUUGUCCCUUGCAAAGAUGGGGUUUCGCACAAUCCGAGCGAGUGGUGCAAGGAGGAGGAUUGUGCUGUAGGGGCGAAUGUGCUUCUGCAUUCGGUGUUGAGGAUGGAUCGGCUGAGAAAGGAGAGAGGAGACUUCGACUGA